Molecule: messenger RNA, 749 nt
Organism: Ruditapes philippinarum (Manila clam)
Lineage: Eukaryota; Metazoa; Mollusca; Bivalvia; Venerida; Veneridae
Exons: 5
Coding region: 128-712 (194 amino acids)
Molecular function (GO): RNA binding
Source: RefSeq, a predicted model, not a curated record
CUGAUAGCUGUUCACGACCAGAAACAAGCAGAUAUUGAAGAAUACGACUGACGUAUCCGUCCGCUGGUUAGAAUUUCCACAUCUUUAAACGCUUUGCUGGAAAUCUAGACUUGAGAAUAUUAUAAUAAUGGGUGUUGAUAUACAAACUUAUCGUGGAAGAAUUGGUUGCUUCAGUCGAAACCUUGGUACAGAUGUAAUAACUGUCCAAUAUAUAGUCGACUUUACCCGAGGACUAAAGACUAUAGGGACAGUUGUAUUCAUAGGUAUUUUGUUGCUCUUGGCUGGUAUUGAGCAAAAUCCGGGGCCGAUUUCAGAGUCAACAUCUAAACGGACGCCUGCAAAUGCUACAAUUCUUAAAGUGUGCGGCUUGCCAACAAGCAUUGGGACAGAUUCUUUGAUAAGUAUUUUUGAAAAUACAAGGCGACAAGGGGGUGGCAAUGUUUUAAGAGUAGAUAUCGAUAAGAAUGACUCAUCUGCUCUUGUUGAGUUUGAGGAGGCGGAAGCUUUACAAUUAGUGCUGAGGAAAAGACCAAUUCAGAUAGAUGGUAAAGAUGUAUCUGUUGAAAUAUAUAUUGAUGAAGGUUCUAUGGAUGAAAAUAAUAGCUCACAAACAGACGGUUCUGAUGAAGUCUUCGCAGAUAAACCCACCGAUCAACAAUUAGGUUCCGAUUCUGAAGAUGGAAAUAUGUCAGGCGCCGGUAUGUGUUUUUAAUCAUUCAUGACUUUUCAUUUAUACGUUUUGGGCAUUU